This is a messenger RNA of Thermothelomyces thermophilus ATCC 42464, 2600 nucleotides long. RefSeq lists its product as uncharacterized. The transcript is spliced from 6 exons. The record is from RefSeq and is a predicted model, not a curated record. Bases 206 to 2491 code for a protein of 761 amino acids. NCBI's taxonomy places the organism in Eukaryota, Fungi, Ascomycota, Sordariomycetes, Sordariales, Chaetomiaceae. Gene Ontology annotation, cellular component: nucleus. Gene Ontology annotation, molecular function: RNA binding.
CGUAAUCCGCUGAUCGCAGCCUCGCAAAGAGCGCAGCACCGAAGGCUAGAGAGGUGUUCGAUAGCCACCGUACAUUCGUGAAUUUGCCCAGGACCAUCCAUGGCAUAGACCUUCCCGCCUGGCAACUUGGCUCCCGUAUCGCGAAAAGGCGGGCUUCGUCAAGAACUAUUAUUCCUUGGUCAAUCACCACCCGCCAGCAUUCACCAUGGCAUCGACAGUUGUAGCAGAGCUGGAGGCUGGCCUGCAGGCGAUGCUCUCGCUGAAGCCUCCUGGGGUAUCUGGCUCUCGCAUCACGAACAUCACGGCGCUAUGUGUCGCCAAUGUCCAGUACGAAUCGGUCCUUAUCCAGAAGCUCUUCACCCACUUCAAGAAAACACCUGGCACACACAAACUAGGAGUACUCUACGUCGUAGACUCUGUAACGAGGAAGUGGUUGGACCAGGCCAAAGCUCAAGGGCAAACGCCGAGUCUCUCGGCGCCAGACGGAACGUUCGCUGCUGGCGUGCAUAGAGUAACAGAACUGAUACCCAUCUUGAUGAACGACAUCAUUGCCACGGCGCCAGAAGACCAAAAGGAGAAAAUAAAGAAGCUGGUUGAUAUCUGGGAGAAGGGCCAGACGUUCCCUCCUUCCAUGGUCAACUCGUUCAAGGAGAAGCUGAAUGCCCCGAGACCAACGAACCAGUCGACAACACCGCCUGGCAGCCCUCCUCCCAACCUCCUAGGCUCGCUUGGUCCUGGCAGCAAACCGGAAGCACCGCCAGCACCGCCAGCGAGCCAGGCCGUUCCCAACAGCAUCCUGGACAAGCUCGCGAGCAUUGCACGCCAGAAUGCGUCGUCUGCGCAGAGUAAUCCCAACCUGGCAGCCACUGCGCCUGCGCUGACCCCGGCGCCGGCGUCUAACCCGACCACCGCGCCCGUACUCAAUGCAUCUGGUGCACCGCCUAGUAAUGGCCCUAUUCAGCCUGUAAAUGUGCCAGGGCUUCCUUACGGCAACAACACCACCACCACUAACAACAACAACAAUAACACCAACACCAACAACGCCUUCCCGCCGGCCCCGCCGGCGCAGGCCGGCCCUCCGGCUGCUCCAGUUGCCCCGGCCGCGGCCGCGCCGGUGGCGGUCCCCCCGCCCCCAAGUGGUCCAAGUAAUCCAGCUGCCGCGACGGUCCAGCUUGUCGCCGCCUUGGCUGCUCAGGGUAUCCCUAUUGAUAAGAUUGCGGGCGUAAUCCAGAUGAUGAACCAGACGGGCGCCCUCGCUGCGCCGGCCCCGCCUCAGAUGCCCCAGCCUACGCAGACGGGCUACGCUGCACCUCCCCCCAUCCCCGGUGCUGUCCCUGGCCCUGCUCCUUGGGACGCUCGGCCCGAGGGCGCGCGUGAUCGCACCGGCUAUCGUGACGGUAUGAGGUCACCAAACCGGCCAAGGGGUAGGUCCAGGUCACGAUCUCCUUCUCGUUGGGAUCCCCGGGGCUCUCCAAGGUCGCGUGCGAAUGAUCGCGGUUUUGAUUACGGCCGUCCCGGCUCGCCCGGCCGUAACCGUGCCGAUGACCGGGAUCGGCGCGGACACAUGUCCGAGUAUCGUCAGCGGUCACCCCACGGACGUCAUGGUGACGGCCCAGGCCAGGAGCCGCCCCAGCAGGAGAAAUGGGUCGAGUACGACAACAGCCUCCCUAGCGGCUGCAUCAAGGUGUACAGCCGAACCCUUUUUGUGGGCGGUGUAACUUGCUCCGAGCACGAGCUCCGCGAAAUAUUCAACCGCUUCGGCUCGGUUCAGACCUGCAUCGUCAACAAGGAAAAGCGCCAUGCCUUCGUCAAGAUGUACUAUCGCAAGGACGCCGAGCGGGCAAAGGACGCCAUGGAGGAUAUGCGCGGCCAAGAGUACAACCUGAGGACACGAUGGGGUGUCGGUUUCGGCCCACGGGAUUGCAGCGACUACCAGAGCGGUAUCAGCGUUAUCCCCAUCCACAAGCUGACCGAGGCCGACCGCAAGUGGAUGUUAACCGCACCCUACGGCGGCUCCGGCGGCCGCCCCAUUGUCAGCGGUAUGUGCGUCGAGGAGCCCGACAUCGAGAUCGGUGCCGGGGUGUCGUCCAAGGCCAUCAGCCGCCGCAUGCAGACCGACAAGGGCGGUAACCACGGCCCAAAGUCGAGCAGACGCGCCGAGGACGAGUCACCUGCUGGCGGAUUCGGCGGUGGGCAUGGCCACGGUGGCUACAUGGGCGGCGGCGGUUCCGGUCCUGGCGGAGGUGGUAACAUGGGUGCUGGCGGUCCCUCGGGCGGCCGGUGGCGCAACAAGGGCGGAGACAAGCAUCACGGUGGUUUAGCCGGACGCGAUCAGAGGAGAGGCGGUGGUAAUGGCGAUGACCGCAACAAUAAGGGUGGAAACAACGACGAACCCAUCGUCAUGGGUCUGCCCGCGGGUAUUACCAUGGGCCCCAACGGCAUCAACUUACCACCCAACUUCACCUUUGGCACAACUGCCUCGCAACCUUAGGCUCUGGGCAUGGCCAUGGUUGCGAACGGUGCCCUUAAUGAUGGCGCAGUCAUGACUGGGGUCGGAAACACGGGUGUUCUCUUAACAAGACAUUUGUGAUUGCGGCAAU